CCCGAAUGACCAUUUUAGCUCAGGGAUGUGGUUGUGCAUCCCCGCCCCUUGAAGUUGCGACGCGACUCCGGCCGCUGGAGAGUCGAUCCCCCCCCCACGCCCACCAAUUUGGUUCCGUGGCCAUGGCCUGACACUUGCCACGCUGCCGCACGUUGUGCCCUUGACAGGCAGAUCAGAACCUGCACAAGUCGAAGCAACCGUGCAGAGACGCCCGGGCACACGACGAUGCACCGUGCAUGAUUCUGCUCGAGCCGAGGGACCGAAGAGGUCGCGAGGCCCUCAGCGAUCCAUGGCGGGUGGCCUCGACCGCGACAGGCUCCUGAAGAUAGAGCUCCUGGCGGACGAGGUCCUCAGGGCGCAGGAGGACCUCCUCAGCCUGGAUAGGCACCUGAACGGCCGCAGGGAGGCCCUCGGGAGCUUCCGCCGCGGCGAGUCGCGGGGCGGCACCCAGUGGGUCGCCACGGAGGGGCAGUUCCUACGGCUGCCGAGCGCCUCCGCCCGCGAGUGGCUCUCCAGGCGGCAGGAGCAGACGCAGGCCGAGGUGGCGCAGACGCGCCAGCGCCUCAAGGCCGGGACGCAGGCGCUGCUCGCGGAGCACCCGCACGCCACGGACCUGCCGCCGGGCGUGUGCCAGCUGCUGCUCCGGGAGCGGCGGCGCGCCGGGGCCGCCGGGGAGGGCCCGCCUGCUGGAGAGGCCGAGGCCGGGGCGGCGGGGGCGCGGCGGCCCGCCGCGCCGAGGCCCGCGGGGAGCGGCGACAGGCUCGACUACUCCCGGUUCAGCCGCAUCGGCGACUCCGACUCGGACGGGUGAGCUCCGCGGCGGCGCGGUCGGCGCCCUGCUCCUGCUUCCUUCGGCACCGUUUCACCGAUUCCCAUCCCCAUCCCCGCCACGCUCCCGGGGAUAGGGGUCGAGGAAGCGAUGCCCAUCGUCCCCCUUGCGCCCGGGACUGCCUGUCGCAUCCGGCCGCAGCCUGGGCGCGGCCGCGCGCUCGUCGACAGGGGCUUCGCGGCAGGAGGGAAAA
Prorocentrum cordatum is the source of this 1022-nucleotide messenger RNA. NCBI's taxonomy places the organism in Eukaryota, Dinophyceae, Prorocentrales, Prorocentraceae. The record is from the annotation of a GenBank genome assembly.